Molecule: messenger RNA, 6051 nt
Organism: Cajanus cajan (pigeon pea)
Lineage: Eukaryota; Viridiplantae; Streptophyta; Magnoliopsida; Fabales; Fabaceae
Product: protein NETWORKED 1A
Cellular component (GO): plasma membrane
Molecular function (GO): actin filament binding
Source: RefSeq, a predicted model, not a curated record
ACACUCUUUACUUUUCCGUGUUCUGUCCUUUUUACAGUUGACGAGUCAUAUAUACAUACAGUGUCAGAGCCGACACGACACAACACAACACAACACAAUUCUAUAUUGCCAAUACCCCACUUCAAAGAUUGCACCUUCGUGUCUUGCAGAUUGAGAAAAAUGAGGUAGAAUGCAAGUUUUGCAGCUGCUGGGGGUUCUCUUAUCACCAUCACAGCUGCUCAUAGAUUUCAUCCUUCUGGGGUGUGCUCGAUCCCAACUGGUCCCAAGCUUGACACUUUUUAUGGUUUUCUGGACACCCAUUUACUUGGUUUGAUUGAAUUUUGCUCCUUUAGGUGGUAGUUGAUCAAGUUCAUUGACUUGUCGCCCCCAAUAUAAAUUUUCUGAACUGCUGAAAUAAGAAGUUCCCUUCAGUGAUCAGGUGGAACUGUGUACAAUUUGGCAGGUACAAGAAAUGGUGAAACAGUCCUGAAGAGUCUCAAAUUACAAAGACACUGCUCGUGGAAAUCAACGAUCUUAUAGUCUUGCCUAGAUCCAAUAUCAGGCUUUUGCCAAAUUGAAACUAGCAGUGUUGUUCUUUGCUGGAGUCAUGGCGACCUUGUCUCAUUCCGAGUCCCGGCGCUCCUAUUCUUGGUGGUGGGAUAGCCACAUUAGCCCAAAAAACUCAAAAUGGCUUCAGGAAAACCUCACAGACAUAGAUGCCAAAGUCAAAUCAAUGAUCAAGCUCAUUGACGAGGAAGCAGAUUCAUUUGCAAGAAGAGCAGAAAUGUACUACAAGAAGCGCCCAGAGCUCAUGAAGUUAGUGGAGGAGUUUUACCGAGCAUACCGUGCUUUAGCAGAGAGAUACGAUCAUGCAAUGGGGGAGCUACGCCAUGCGCAUAAAACCAUGGCAGAAGCAUUUCCCAACCAAGAACAUUACAUGAUGACUGAUGAUUCACUCUGUGUUGAAUCACACACACCAGGAGUGCCUUAUUCCGAGUCUGAGCUUUCAGGGAAAGCAGAUAGCGAAGUUCUAACCUUAAGAAUAGCCCUGGCCAAAAUACAGUCUGACAAGGAUGCUAUCUUUCUUCAGUAUCAGAAGAGUUUGGAGAAGUUAUCUGAAAUGGAAAGUGAUCUUAACAAGGUACAAAAAGAUGCUGGAGGCCUUGAUGAAAGAGCAAGUAAAGCUGAAAUUGAGACUAAAGUAUUGAAGGAAGCACUGGCACAGCUAAAAGCUGAGAAGGAUGCUGGUCAAAUUCAGUACAACCAGUGUUUAGAAAGUAUAGCUAAACUGGAGAAUAUGUUAUCUCUGGCACAGCUUGAUUCCAAGGCACUUGAUGAGAGAGCUUCUAAGGCUGAAAUUGAAGCUCAAAAUCUACAGCAAGAACUUGGCCAGUUGGAAGCACAGAAGGAUGCUGGUCUUCUUAGAUAUAAGCAGUGUCUUGAAAAGAUUUCGGUUUUGGAGGCCAAGAUAACCCUUUCAGAGGAGAAUUCCAGGAUGUUAAAUGAGCAACUUGAAGGAGCAGAACUGGAAGUUAAAGCACUGAGAAAAAAUCUUGCUGAUCUGAAUGAAGAGAAGGAAUCUUUAGCUGUCCUUUACCAUCAAUGCUUGGAGAAAAUAUCUAAAAUGGAGAAUGAAAUCCUGCGUGCCCAAGAAAAUUCUGAGAAGUUAAAUAGAGAGAUUGAGAAAGGGGCUGAAAAACUCGAGACUGCUGAAAAACAUUGUGAUAGGUUGGAGAAAUCAAAUCAAUCUCUUCAGCUAGAGGCUGAAAAUCUGGCACAGAAGAUAGCUAUGAAGGAUCAAGCCCUUUUAGAGAAGCAUUCUGAGAUAGAGAGGCUUCAGACUCUAAUGCAUGAAGAGCACUCUCACUUUCUUGAAAUUGAGUCCACUCUACAGACUCUGCAGAAGUUGUACUCUAAGUCACAACAGGAGCAAGGAACUCUUGUUAUGGAGCUUAAAUAUGGGCUUCAGUUGUUGAAGAACUUGGACCUUUCCAAACAAGGUUUUAAGGAAGAAAUGCAAGAGAAUGAGGAAGAAAACAGGAUUCUGAAUGAUCUUACUUUCUCUUCCACUAGGUCAUUAUUAAGAAGACAGCAAAUGGAAAUCUCUAAACUAAAGGAGAUCAAAGAGAAGCUCGAACGAGAGUUUGCUGUAAACGCUGAAGAAAACAAUGCCCUCCAGCAGGAAGCUCAUCAAAUAAAGAAUGAUAUCCAGCACUUGAAUAACAGAUAUCACACUAUGCUGGAAGAGAUACAGACUCUAGGUUUGGAACCUAAAUGUUUUGCAGCAUCUGUGAAAGAUUUACAACAUGAGAACUCUAAGCUAAAGGAGGUUUGCAAAAUGGAACACAAUGAGAAAGAAGCUCUUCGUGAAAAGUCAAAGGGUAUGGAUGAACUUUUGAUAGAAAAUGCCUUUAUGGAAUUUUCCCUAUCAAGAUUAAAUGAUGAGAUAGAUGAAUUAAAUGCAACAGUGAGGAAAUUUCAGGAGUCCUGUCAAGUUCUCCAGGAAGAAAAAUCUACUCUAGUUGAUGAGAAAUCAGCUCUACUUUCUCAGUUACAAAUUGUCACUGAAAGUAUGCAGAAGCUAUUGGAGAAGAAUGCCUUGCUGGAGAAGUCCCUCUCUGAUGCGAAGAUUGAACUUGAAGAUUUGAAGGCUAAAUCAACAGACAUAGAAGAAUUCUGCAAGUUGCUAAAUGAUGAAAAGUACAAUCUUCUAAAUGAAAGAAGCAUCCUGGUAUCUCAGUUGGAAAGCGUCGAGGCUAAACUAAGUAACCUGGAAAAGAUGUUCACAAAAUUAGAAGAAAAACAUGCUGACACAGAGAAGGAGAAAGAAAACACAGACAAUCAAGUAGAAGAACUCCGUGCUUCAAUUUUGGUGCAAAAGGAAAAACAUGCUAAUCAUAAACACUUGAGUGAAGUCCGACUGACAAAUUUGGAGAAUCUGUUUCAUGUGCUACAGGAAGAACUGCGGUUGGGAAGGAUAGAAUUUGAAAAAGAAGUUGACAAAGCUGUAAAUGCUCAAAUCGAGAUGUUCAUUUUGCAAAGUUGUAUAGAAGAUCUGGAGCAGAAGAACUUGGCCCUGUUAGCUGAAUGUGAAAAGCAUGUUGAGGCAUCAAAAUUUUCUCACAAAGUUAUCUCUGAAUUGGAGACUGAAAAUUUUAUGCAACUGAUGGAAGAAGAGUUUCUGUUACAUGAAAUUAGAAAGUUUAAAAUGGCUAUUCAUCAAGUGUGUGGGGCUCUUCAUAUUGAUCCAUAUGGUGGGCAUGACAAAGGAAUCAAGCAACAGGAAAUACCAAUAUCACAUGUUUUGGACAACAUUGAGGGCUUGAAAAGUUCUUAUGUGAAAAGCCAAGAGGAGAAGCAGCAGUUGCUUCUAGAGAAUUCUGUCAUCCUAACUUCACUUCAGCUACAUCGAUCUGAGAGGGAAAAACUGGAGUCAGAGAAAAAGGUCAUGGAGCAAGACUUUGAGAACAUGAGAGAGAAGAAUGUAAUGUUGGAGAGAGAGAAGGUUGAACUUCUAAAGAAGAAUAGGCAACUGAGGACUAAAGUGGCCAAUGGAGAAGAAAAAGAUAAUGUAUCAAUGUCCAAAUUGGCGGCUAUGCAUGCAGAGUUAAUAGACUUGCAGAGAACAAAUCACGUGUUUCAGGAAGAAAAUAGUAAGAUGCUGGAGGAGAAAAAUUCACUGCUUAGGAGUGUUUCGAACCUCAAAGAUGCAAUGUCUGCUGCUGAAGAUGAAAACAGUGUAAUCCUCCAUGAGUUACUAGCUCUAAGCAACCUCAACUUGGUUUAUGAGAGUUUUCUCACCCAAAAAGUCAUUGAACAAAAAGCACUUUCUGAACAUCUCAGCAGCAAUCUUAGCCGUUUAAAUGGUGACCUCAAUCAGGAACUUGGUGUGUUAAGGAAGAAUUUUGAGGUGAAAGAAGCUGAGAAUGUUUAUCUGAAUGAGUCUACUAAGAGGAUGGAUAAAGAGCUGCGGGAAAUCAAAAAUGCAAAUUGCCGUUUAAGUCAUCAAGUUGAAAAUUCAGAGAAUCUUCUCAAGAAGAAAGAUGUAGAGCUUCUAGAAAUCGUGAAAAGGCUAAAAGCUGCAGAGACAUUGAAUGAGGAGUUUUGCAGAUCUAUUGAGGAGAUGAAGAUGAGUCAAGAAAAAUCAAGAUUGAUCAGAGAAAACCAAGACAGGCAGAUUCUUGAACUAUCAGAAAAUUAUAUGAAUCAGAAAGAAGAAAUUGAGCACCUUAAUGAAGAAAAUAGAAGUUUUCAGUCUCUGAUGAGGUCAUUACGUCAUGAAGUUGAACAACACAAGGUUAGGGAGCAAACACUGAAUUCAGAGUUGCUGUACAAAAUAAAUGAAUUCCAACUUUGUGAGGCUGAGGCAGCAGCAUUCUAUUUGGAGCUUCAGAUUUCAUCCAUUAGUGAAGAACUGUUGAAAAGUAAAGUCACCGAGCUUACUGAAGUUUGCCAGAGAAUCGAUGAUGAGAAUGCUGCUAAAAGCUCAGUCAUUGAACAGAUGAUAGAAAGAAUCGGUGUACUGGAAAAUGAAAUUAGAGGACUGAAAGGGCAGUUAUCUGCAUAUACUCCUAUGAUUACUUCUUUGAAAGAGGAUUUUGCAUCUCUAGAGCACACUUAUUUUCUUUGGACCAGUAAAACUUUUGCUCAAGGCAACAGAGAACCAAAGGAUGUAGGGACGACUGAGACCUGUCUCCAAGAACAUAGCUAUCAAAGUUUAAGAGGAAAUGAAAGUACCUUAAUACCAGAUGGGGUUGCUGAUUUGCUGAACAUGCAGACAAGGAUUGCAGCAAUUAAGAAGCUAAUGAUGAGAGAACUUGAAAGAAGCGUGAAGGAGGAAAAUCUGAUGGCUAAUGUUGAAGCAGAAGCUGUAACAGAAAUGAUUGAGGAUUCAAAUUUGGAAGUUGCCACAUAUCCAAAAUUGGUGGUGAAAAUUAAGAAAGACAACAGCACAAGAGACCGUAAUGCAUGGAGAACAAAGUCUCAAAAAAGGUUUAUAAUGAAAGACAUUCCUCUUGAUGACUACAAGGAUGAUCCAGACUCCAACAAGUAUUACAAGAGAGAGCACAGUAGGAGGAGGGAUGAUCUGCUUGAGUUAUGUGAAAUGGAUCAUCAUGAUGUCACUGAAGAAAAUAAACAGGAUUCUGCUUCAAUAGAGGAUGUAAUUACAUGCCAUCUGUUGGAAAAAUAUCAAAAUUACUCAUCAGAAUUGGAGACAGAGAAGGAAUUGGGUGUUGACAAACAGGAGUUGUGGAAGAUUAGAAAACCAACAACAACAAGCGAAGACGGAAAAAGGAAGAUCUUGGAGAGGCUUGCCUCCGAUUCUCAGAAAUUGGCCAUUCUUAAAAUGACACUGCAAGAUUUGAAAAAGAAACCUGAGACAAAGAAGAAAAGCAACAUGGUAAAUGAGAUUGAAUAUGAAACAGUGAAAAGACACAUAGAAGAUGUCGAGGAAGCUGUCAUGCAACAAAUAGGCAUAUAUGAUCAACUGGCAAAGGAUAUUGAAGAGUGCACAUCCUCAUCUUCGGACACAAUGCAGUUGGAAAAACAAGGAAACACACAAAGAAAAAGGGUAACAGAACAGGCUCGAAGAGGUUCUGAACAAAUAGGAAGGUUGCAGUUUGAGGUGCAGAACAUACAAUAUAUUUUGCUAAAACUGUCUGAUGUGAAGAACAACAAAGGCAAAAACAGAAUCUCUAGACCAACAGGUGUGUUGCUGAAGGACUUCAUUCGCAUUGGAAAGAAAAAUAGCAGAAGGCGCCGCAAGGGGUGUGCUUGUGGAUGUUCAAGGCCUUCAACUAAUGAGGACUAAGUCAUGUUGUGAGAACUUUUUUCGUUUGGGAUGUUUCUACAAUAACUAGUGUAUCAAUUGUUAACUUAGCUAGUAAAAUUGAAGGUUUUUCAUAAGAAAUAAGAGAUUAUUGAACUUAGGCUUAUCUGAUCAUAGCAACUUCUUUCACAUCUGUAUGUAAUUGUAUUGAGUGACUUGUAUGAAGAAUUGCAUUGUAACAGUCAAUAAAACUCUACAUGCAAUAAUUAGUUUGCACCGUAUGUUUUCCUUCUUUUCUAAAC